Galeopterus variegatus (Sunda flying lemur) is the source of this 7878-nucleotide messenger RNA. RefSeq names its product armadillo repeat containing, X-linked 4 (gene ARMCX4). The record is from RefSeq and is a predicted model, not a curated record. NCBI's taxonomy places the organism in Eukaryota, Metazoa, Chordata, Mammalia, Dermoptera, Cynocephalidae. Gene Ontology annotation, molecular function: protein binding.
CGGGGGGAGGGUUCCUGCUGCAGUGGCCUCCUGAAUUGGGGGGCGAGCUCGGCGCUGACGCGCGGCCCUCACGUGACCUGGAGCUGCAGAGCGACGCAGCCUUCGGUGCAGUCGUCAUUCCCGUCUGGCUACCAGCUCCCCGCUGCCCUGCGCACGGCGGGCUGGCACGGGGCCUGGGGAAAGCGGAGCAGUCUGUCGGACAGGAGUUCGGUGUGGCACGGUUUGUGGUGAGGCGAGGGGAGAAGGAGAGGAGAAAACUGCACAGGAUCCAUGGAGGCCUGCAGUAGGGCUGUUUACCGCUGAAAGCAAGAGAAAGAGGGGAAGGCUGGCCUGGAACCAUGCAGAUCUGCCUGCAUGUCUGCUGUGGGGUUUGAGGUCACUGGAAACAAAGAAGCACGGAGAAAAUUGCCCCUGAUCAAUAUAGACUGGUCCAAAGAUCCCAUGAGUUUAUACUGCAUCUACUUUAGGGUGUAUCACCAAGCAAGAGGAGGAAAGAGGAGGGAACAGUCUCAGAUCAUUACAGGUCCACUUCCAGUCGCAGCUGUAGUGGCCUUUGAAUGGCUGAAGACCAGCACCCUCACAGGCCUACACCCAGACCUAUCAUCCUCUUUCCCCAGCCCGAGGAGCCCCCUGUACCUUGUUCGUGCCUUCAGCAGGGGUGAUUACAUGGGCCGCAUUCAGGAAUUGGGCUGGGUGACUGCAGGACUGGUGAUCUGGGCAGGCACCUGCUACUACAUUUACAGAUUAACCAAGGGAAGAGCCCAGAGUGUGAGGAGACUUGCCAGAAAUGGGUCCAGAGUCAAGAUGGAGACUGUGGUUGGGGUACAGAACCAGACCUUGGCCAUGAGUGAAGCCAUGGCUGGCGCAGAGGUUGAGACUAGACCCAAGGCCAAGACUGGAGCAGAAACUGGAACAGGAGGUGGGCCUGGGGAUGAAGUAGAGACCAAGAUCACUGCUAUAGUGAGACCCAGAGACAGCUCUCUGGCCAAGGCAAUGGCUGGGGCAGAGGCAGAGACCCAAUCUAAGGCCAAAGAGGUGGCUGGAACAGUGGUUAUGACAGAAGCAGUGACUCUGACUGAGGCCAAGGCAAAAUUUGCUGAAGUUGCCAUGAAAGAGGCAGUGACCCAAACUGAUGCUGAGGCUGGGAGAGUAGUCAAGAAAGAGGCAGUGACUCAGACCAAAGCUAAAGCAGGGGCACUGGUUCCCAGGGCAGAGGCCAAGAAAGAAGCAAUGACUCAAACCAAAGCUGAAGCCCGCAUAUUGGCUGAAAAAGAGACAGAGAUUAAUAGAGUAAUUGUGACACAGAGUGAGGCCUUGGCAGAGACCAAGGAAGUGACCAAGAUGUGGGCCACGAACAAGACUGAAAUUGUGGCUGAGACCAAGGCAAGAGCUCUGGAAGAGACUGUGAGUGUGGCUAAGACUCAGUCUGAGGUCAGGCCUGGUGCCACAGUUGAUGCUAGGGGAAAUUUUAAUGGCAUUUCUGGGUCAGUGGCUGGAGUGGAUGUGAAGUCCUGUGCACAGUCUCAGGCUGUGGCCGAGAUCCAGGGUGAUAACAUGCCUGGUGCUGGGGCUGAAGACAAGGAGAAUUGCAAAACCAUGCCUGGAGCAGGGUCUGGGGCAGACAUGAGGGCUUCUGCUCAACCUCAAAUUGUUGCCAAGGCCCACACUGAGGCCAUGCCUGGGGCAAGGGUUGAUGCUGGGGAUAAUACCAAUGCCAUAUGUAAGGUAGGGGCAGGGGCAGAUAUGAGAGCUUGUGUCCAACCUCAGAUUGUGGCCAAAAAACAGGCUGAGGCAACGUCUGGUACCAGGGUUGAUGGUAGGGGAAAUAUCAGUGUCAUAACUAAGGCAAUGACUGGAGCUGAAAAGAAGGCUGCUGCUCAGCCUCAAGCUGUAACCAGUGCUCAGGCUGAGGCCACGCCUGAUGCCAGGGUUAAGGGUAGAGGCAAUCCCAAUGCCCUGGCUAAAGCAGGGGUCAAGGCAAACUUGAGGGCCAAUUCACAGGCUGAGGCCUUGCCUGAUACCAGGGAUAAGACCAGAGGCAAUACUGUUAUCAUGGCUAAAGCAGGGGCUGGGACAGACGUAUUGUCCUGUACUCAGCCUCAGCCUGUGGACAAUGUACAGGCUGAUGCCUUGCUUGAUGGCAGAAUUAAGGCUAAUGGCAAUGCCGACACCAUGUCUAAGGAAGGAGCUGGAACAGACACGAAGGCACAGCCUCAGGCUACAGCCCAGAGCCAAGGUGAAGCCUUACCUAAUACCAGAGGUAAGGCUAGGGGAAAAGCCAAAGCCAAAGGUAAAGCAGGGGUUGGGACAAACAUGAAAACCUGUGCACAGCCUCAGAGUGGAGCCAGGACCCAAGCUGAGGCCUUACCUGAUUCCACGGUUGAUGGUAGGGGCAACCCUAAUGCCAUUUCUAGAGCAGGGGCUAAGGCAGACCAGAGGGCUUGUGGUCAGCCCCAGGCUGUGGCUAAUUCCCAGGGCGAGGAUUUGCCUGGUUCCAAGAAUAAGGUCAGGGGCAAUCCCAAUGCUGUGCCUAAGGCAGAGGCUGGGGCAAUUACAAUGGCCUCUGCCCAGCCCCAGGCUGUGGCCAAUUCCCAGGGUGAGGCUUUGCCUGGUACCAAGAAUAAGGUCAGGGGCAAUCCCAAUGCUGUGCCUAAGGCUGGGGCUGGGGCAGAUACAAUAGGCUCUGCCCAGUCUCAGGUUGUGGCCAGUUCCCAGGGUGAGGCCUUGCCUGGUGCCAAGAAUAAAGCCAAGGGCAAUUCCAAUGCUGUGCCUAAGGCAGGGGUUGAGGCAGUUACAAUGAGCUCUGCCCAGCCCCAGGCUAUGGCCAAUUCCCAGGGUGAGACCUUGCCUGGUACCAAGAAUAAGGUCAGAGGGAACCCCAGUGCUGUGCCUAACACAGAGGCUGGGUCAAGUACAAUGGGUUCUGCCCAGCCCCAGGCUAUGGCCAAUUCUCAGGGUGAGUCCUUGCCUGGUGCCAAGAAUAAAGCCAAGGGCAAUCCCAAUGCUGUGCCUAAGGCCGGGGCUGGGGCAGAUACAAUGGGCUCUGCCCAGCUUCAGGUUGUGGCCAGUUCCCAGGCUGAGGCCUUGCCUGGUGCCAAGAAUAAGGUCAAAGGGAAUCCCAAUGCCGUGCCUAAGGUAGGGGUCGGGGCAGAUACAACGGACUCUGCCCAGCCUCAGGUUGUGGCCCAUUCCCAGGGUGAGGCCUUGUCUGGUGCCAAGAAUAAAGUCAAGGGCAAUCCCAAUGCUGUGCCUAAGGCAGGGGCCAGGGCAGAUACAAUGGGCUCUGCCCAGCCACAGGCUGUGGCCAGUUCUCAGUGUGAAACCUUGCUUGGUGCCAAGAAUAAGGUCAAGGGCAAGUCUAAUGCUGUGUCUAAGGCAGGGGCUGGGGCAGAUACAAUGGGCUCUGCCCAGACUCACGUUGUGGCCAGUUCUCAGCGUGAGGCCUUGCCUGGUGCCAAGAAUAAGGUCAAGGGCAAUCGCAAUGUUGUACCUAGGGCAGGGGCUGGGGCAGGUACAACAGGAUCUGCCCAGCCUCAGGUUGUGGCCAGUUCCCAGGCUGAGAUGUUGUCUGGUGCAAAGAACAAGGUCAAGAGCAAUCCCAAUGUUGUGUCUAAGGCAGGGGCUGGAGCAGAUACAACAGGCUCUGCCCAGCCCCAGGCUGUGGCCAAUUCACAGAGUGAGACCUUGCUUGGUGCCAGGAAUAAGGUCAGGGCCAAUCCCAGUGCUGUGCCCAAGGCAGGGGCUGGGGCAGGUAGAAGGAGUUCUGCCCAAAGGCAGACUGUGGCCAAUUCCCAGGGCGAAACCUUGCCUGGGGCACGGGACAAGGCUAUGCCCAGAUCUGAGGCAGAAGCCAUAGCAGAAGAUGUUGUCUAUGCAAAACCUGAGGCUGAGGCCGUGCCCACUUCUGAGAGUGAAGGUGGGUCAGAUGCUCAGGCCUGCAGAAAGACUCAGCCUAACAUCCAUGACUACUACUGGAAUGGGAUUGGUGUUGAGGACUGGAUUGCUGCUGAGCGGUGGAUCAAAUUUAGGUUUCAGGCCAUGGAUGGAGACUGGGAGAAUAGCAUGUCCUGGGCUGAUGAUGAGAAUGAAGCCAAUAUUGUGUCCUGGAGUGGGGCUAGUGAUAAGGCUGGUGUUAUUGGGUCCUGGGCUGUGGCUUGUGAUGAGGCCAGCAUUAAGUCCUGGGCUGGGGCUAGGGCUGAGAAUGAGGUUGGUGUUGGGUCCUGGACCGGAGCUGGGGACCAGGCCAGUGGAGGGGUCUGGGCUGGAGGUCAGACUAGUGAGGGGUCCUGGGCUGGGGACAAGGCCAGUGGGGGUUCUUGGACAGAGACUGAAAACAAGACUAUUGUGGGGUCCUGGACAGGGCAUGAGAACCAGGCCAAUGGGGGGUCUUGGGUUAUCUCUGGGAAUCAGGCCAUUGGAGGGCUCUGGGCUGGGGGUCAGGCCAGUGAGGGGGCCUGGCCUGGGGGCCAGGCCAGUGGGGUGUCCUGGGCUGGAGAAGAGGCCAUGGGAGGGUCCUGGAUUGGGGUUGGGAACCAGGAUAGUGGGGGGUCUUGGAUUGGGGCUAGUGCUGCGACUAUGGGUAGUGUUGUGUAUUGGGCUGGGACUGUGGACCAGGCUAGUAUAGCGUCCUGGACUGGGAUUGGUGAUCAGUCUGGUGAUGGAUCCAAGCCUAGACUUGAGGAUCAGGCCAGUGAACAAGGGUCCUGGGCUGGAGCUGGUGGCCAGGCUAGUGGAGGGUCCAGCUUGGGGCCUGAGGACCAGUCCGGUGUAAGGUCUUGGGUUGACACUGCAGACCAAAUUAGUGGAGGGUCCAGGCUGGGGCCUGUAGACCAGUCCAGUGGUGGGUCCUGGGCUGACACUGGUGACCAGUCUGGUGGUGGGUCCAAGCCUAGAUUUGAGAAUCAGGCCAGUGAAGAAGGGUCAUGGGCUGGGGCUGCUGGCCAGGCUGGUGGAGGGUCCAAGUUGGGGCCUGAGGACCAGUCCAGUGGAAGGUCCUGGGCUGACUCUGGGGAUCAAAUCAGUUCAGGGUUCUUGGUUGGAGCUGUGGACCAGGCCAAUGGUGGAUCCUGGGCUGGGGCUGGGGAUCCGGCUGGUGGUGGGGCAAAGCCUAUAUUUGAGGAUCAGGCCAGUGGAGGAGGGUCCUGGCCUGAUGCUGGGGACCAGACUGGUGGAGGAUCUAGGCUGGGGUCCAGGGGCCAGUCCAGUGGAGAGUCCUGGGCUGGCACUGGGGACGAGGCCAGUGGAUGGUUCUUUGCUUGCACUGGGAGUCAGACCAAUGGAGGAGGGACCUGGGCUGGCACUGUGAGUCAGGUCAGUGCAGGGUCUUGGUCUGGAGCUGGGGAUCAGGCUGGUGGCUGUUCCAAAUCCGGAUUUGAGGAUCAGGCCAUUGGAGGAGGGUUCUGGGCUGGUGCUGGGGCCCAAGCCAGUGUUGGGUCCAGGUCAGGGCCUGUGGAUCAAUCCAGUGGAGGAGGUUCCUGGGGUGGGGCUGGUGGCCAGGUCAUUGGUGUGUCUAGGCCAGGGCCUGCAGACCAGUCCAGUGGAGGGUCCUGGGCUGGCAGUGGGAGUCAGGCCAGUGGAGGGUCCUGGGUUGAGGCUGGGGAUCAGGCUGGUGGCUGUUCCAAACCCGGAUUUGAGCAUCAGACCUGUGGAGGAGGCUCCUGGACUGGUGCUGGGGAGCAGGCCAGUGGAGAGUCUUGGGCUGGGUCUAUUCCUGGGAAUGAGGCCAGUGGAGGGUCUAGGCUGAGGCCUGAGGAUCAGGCCAGUGGAGGGUCCUGGGCUAGAUCUGAGGACCAGGCCAGUGGAAGAUUCCAGGUCAGUGUUGAGGUAGAGGCUAAUGAAGGAUUCUGGUUUGGCCCUGGGAGUGAGUCCUAUAUAGGGUCUUGGUGCUGGACAGAGGAAAAGACUGAUAUUGUUUCCAUGCCUGAUAAUAAGGAUGAGACUAGUACUGAAUCCAGAUCAGGGGCUGGGGAAGAGGCCAUCAUUAGUUCUGGGUUUGGGGCUGAGACCAAGGCCAGUACUAGGUCCUGGACUGGAUCUGAGGGGGCAACAUAUGUGGAUUCCUCUGUGGGGGCUGAGGCUGGGGCUGAGGCUGGGACUGUGACUGGAGCUGAGGCUGGAGCUGAGGCUGGAGCUGAGGCUGGAGCUGAGGCUGGGGCUGUGGCUGGAGCUGAGGCUGGAGCUGUGGCUGGAGCUGAGGCUGGAGCUGAGGCCAACAUGGGGUCUUGGUCCUGGGAUGGAGAUGCAGCCACUACAGAGUCUAUGCCUAGGGCUGGAAUAGGGUCCUGGACUUUGGCUAGGGAUGUAGAUGAUGAUGAGCUAAGUACAGCAUCCAGCCCUGAUAUUGAGGAGAUCAGUUUAAGGUCUUUGUUUUGGGCUGAAAGUGAGAACAGUAAUGAGUUCAAAUCCAAGAGCGGUAAAGAUGUCAACUGUGAGUCUGGGGCUGGGGAUAAGGCCAGCAUCCAGGAUACGUUUGAAGCUGCUGGUGGAUUCGAUAUAAGGUCUUGGUUCUGUGCUGAUAAUGAAAACAGAAGUGAGGACAAACCUGCACCCAAGGCUAAAGCCAAAAAAUCAGCUGAGUCAAGAGGCACAUACCCGUCCAUGGUCCCUGGGGCAGGAAUGGGGUCAUGGGAUGGAGCCAUGAUCUGGUCGGAAACAAAGUUUCCACACCAAAAUGAGGCCAGCUUCCUAGCUGAAGAUGAGUUCAGAAAGCAGAUCUGGACUGGGGAGAAAGUUCGGCCCUUGUCCUGCCGCUGUAAACACGAAGCUAAUAUGGAUCCACGAGAGCUUGAAAAACUCAUUUGCAUGAUUGAGAUGACUGAAGAUCCUUCUGUUCAUGAAAUAGCCAACAAUGCUCUGUAUAACAGUGCUGAUUAUCCUUAUUCCCACGAAGUUGUUCGUAAUGUAGGUGGAAUCUCAGUUAUUGAAAGCUUGCUAAAUAACCCCCACCCCAGUGUUAGGCAGAAGGCUUUAAACGCACUGAAUAACAUCUCGGUGGCUGCUGAAAACCACAGAAAAGUUAAAACAUAUUUAAACCAAGUAUGUGAAGACACAGUCACCUAUCCCUUGAAUUCAAAUGUGCAGCUGGCUGGACUAAGAUUGAUAAGGCACUUGACUAUUACUAGUGAAUAUCAGCAUAUGGUUACAAAUUAUAUUUCAGAAUUUCUUCGUUUGUUAACUGUGGGAAGUGGAGAAACUAAAGACCAUGUUUUGGGAAUGCUUUUGAAUUUCUCUAAAAAUCCAUCUAUGACAAAAGACUUGCUCAUUGCCAAUGCACCAACAUCACUGAUUAACAUUUUUAGCAAGAAAGAGACAAAAGAGAACAUUCUUAAUGCUCUUUCACUGUUUGAAAAUAUAAAUUACCAUUUUAAAAGAAGAGCAAAAGCAUUUACCCAGGACAAGUUCAGUAAAAAUUCCCUUUAUUUCCUAUUCCAACGACCUAAAGCAUGUGCCAAGAAACUUCGAGUCCUAGCCGCAGAAUGCAAUGACCCUGAAGUGAAAGAAAAAGUUGAGCUAUUAAUAAGUAAACUCUGAUUGGCUGUAUGUUUCCAAACAAAUUUGAGUAAUAUUUUGAUUUUGCAGCCUGGAAGUAAUGCACAUGGUAUAUUGCAUUAUGACUUCAAAACUGAUGUUACCUAUGAUGGUCUAUAGCUGGCCCAUUUAUGAAAACCAGAUGAAUUCAAACUUGUACUGAAAAUACAUGUGUUGAUUUUUAUCUUGUCCGGAUUGAGAUAUUUUUAGUAUGCUUCAUGAGCAGAAACUGAACUGAUUCUCCAUAAGUAAGGUAAUCUUUGGUCCUUUGUGUGGACUUAUGUUUAUACAUUUGAGCCUUUAUUUUUAUGUCAUCAAUAAAGUUGUGUGUUUUAAGCAGCAGAAAAAAAA